Messenger RNA from Periophthalmus magnuspinnatus, 5340 nucleotides. RefSeq names its product neuronal cell adhesion molecule-like. The coding region runs from base 385 to 4260 and encodes 1291 amino acids. Gene Ontology annotation, molecular function: cell-cell adhesion mediator activity. Gene Ontology annotation, biological process: cell-cell adhesion; brain development. The transcript has 30 exons. The record is from RefSeq and is a predicted model, not a curated record. NCBI's taxonomy places the organism in Eukaryota, Metazoa, Chordata, Actinopteri, Gobiiformes, Gobiidae.
AGGAGCGGCGGCGCUGCAGCGCGCACAGCGAGCGUGCGCACGCCCCUCAGUGCUGCGCGCCCCCCAGUACUGCGCGCCCCCCAGUACUGCGCGUCCCCGCGCCUGUGUGUGUCUGAACUGGUGGAGCAGAGGACCAGUGACAGAGGCAAGGGCUGGAGGCUCGCUGAACGGGACUCUUCGUAAACAACGCGGUUUCACUGUUCCAUCGGAGACCGAAGAACGCGCUUCGUGCUGGGCAUCCUAAAGGAAAAACACGAGAUUGAAGAGAAUCACAACAGAGAAGUGACUGCUGGGACAGGGGUAGUUCGGGUGUGAAUGUGCAUGUGACUGAGGAGAGGCGGGUCUUGGCUGUUUUUGGGGGCGGGACCGUUGUGACACACACUGAUGAUGGAGAGGAGGAUGGUCACCGUUCUGCUCCUGCUCAUCCUGGGACAGCUCACCACUGCACUGGAAGUACCACUUGACCUGUCGCAGCCACCGACCAUAACUCACCAGUCCCCCAAGGAUUACAUCAUCGACCCGCGAGAGAACAUUAUAAUCCACUGUGAGGCCAAAGGAAAACCGCAUCCCAGCUUCUCCUGGACGAGAGACGGGACCCACUUUGACAUUGACAAGUUCCCAAACGUGAACAUGAGGCCACGCUCUGGGACACUGGUGGUGGACAUCAGUCAAGAGAAGGCAGAACAUUACGAGGGCACCUACCAAUGUACAGCACGCAACGACCAUGGGACCGCUGUAUCUCACAACAUAGUAGUACGACAAUCGAGAUCACCCUUGUGGUCAAAGGAGAAAAUCAAGCCAAUCGUGGUUCAAGAAGGUGUGCCUUUGGUGUUACCAUGUCGACCCCCAGCUGGUUUACCUCCACCCAUUAUUUUCUGGAUGGACAACAACUUCCAGCGGCUGCCCCAGAGCCAGAGGGUUUCUCAGUCUCUGAACGGAGACCUGUACUUCUCCAACGUGCUACGUGCCGACUCCAGGAACGACUACAUCUGCUAUGCCCGCUUCCCCCACACCCAGACCAUCCAGCAGAAACAGCCCAUCACUGUCAAAGUCCUCAACCUGGAUGCAAUCAAUGACACAGUGGCCGCUUUUUACAAUGACACUGAUUUAUUUAGUGAGGAGCCAGCGGAUGAGCGACGGCCAACCUUCCUCACCCCAUCUGGGCAGUCCAGUUCUAAGAUGGUGCUGAGGGGCCAGGUGCUGGAGAUGGAGUGCAUUGCUGAAGGCCUGCCAACCCCUGAAAUCUCGUGGACCAAAGUGAGUGGAGAGUUGCCAGCAGAGCGCACGUCUUUCCUGCACUAUCAGAAAACGCUGCGUAUCGUCAAUGUGUCUGAAGCAGAUGCUGGGGAGUACCGCUGUAUGGCCAAGAACCAGCUCGGCUCAGUGCACCAUACCAUCCAUGUAACAGUCAAAGCUGCUCCAUACUGGAUCAGUGGAGCUCCCAAGAACCUCAUCCUGGCCCCGGGGGAGAACGGGGCUCUGACCUGCCGGGCCAGUGGCACGCCCAAACCCUCCAUCAGCUGGGCUAUGAACGGCAUCCCCAUAGAGAAUUCACCGAAUGACUUGAGCAGAAAGGUGGACGAUGACACUAUAAUUUUCACCAAUGUCCAGACUGGCUCAAAGGCUGUGUAUCAGUGCAAUGUUUCAAAUGAAUAUGGCUACCUCCUGUCCAACGCCUUCGUCAAUGUGCUCUCGGAGCCGCCCAGAGUGCUGACGCCAGCCCACAAAGUCUACCAAGUCAUCAAAAACCAUCAGGCCCUGUUAGAAUGCAGUUCCUUUGGAUCGCCCAUCCCUGAAAUUACAUGGUUUAAAGACACUCGGGCCAGCACCCUCAAUUCAGACCCUUAUAAUGUACACGAUAAUGGCACUUUGGAGAUACAUGGAGUUCAAACAAGACAUAGCGGCAAAUACACCUGUGUGGCUACUAACAUGCUUGGGAUCUCAGAGAAUCACGUCUACCUGGAGGUUAAAGAACCCACACGAAUCCUCAAACAGCCUGAAUACAGAGUGGUGCAGAGGGGCAGAGUGGCUGUGUUUGAGUGUAAAGUGAAACAUGACCCAACCCUUAUCCCAACUAUGACGUGGCUCAAAGACGAUGACGAGCUGCCUGAUGACGACAGAUUUGUUGUGGAUUCAGACAGCUUGACCAUCAAUGAUGUAAACUACGAAGACGCUGGAGUCUACACCUGCAUCAUGAACACCAGUCUGGACCAUGACUUGGCCAGGACAGAGCUCACGGUUGUCGAGCACCCUGACCCUCCAACUGACCUCGAGCUAACUGAGCCAAAAAAAAGGAGUGUCCAUCUCACAUGGACACCUGGGGAUGAACACAACAGUCCUAUUGAGAAGUUCAUUAUCCAGUAUGAGGACUCCCUGCACCACAAAGGCUCCUGGCACAAUCUGACCGAGGUCUCUGGGAUGAAGACCACAGCUCACCUGAAACUCUCUCCGCAUGCGCACUAUGCCUUCAGAGUCCUGGCCCUGAAUGGAGUGGGACUGAGCCGGCCCAGCCUCCCUUCACGCAUGUACAAGACCGAGCCUGCAGCUCCAGAUGAAAAUCCAACUGACAUACAAGGACAAGGCACUGAACAUGACAAUCUGGUGAUAUCAUGGAAGCCACUCACACCCACCCAGGCGAACGGUCCCGGGCUGCACUACAAGGUCAUGUGGAGGCAGAAGGGAGUGGACAGUGACUGGAUGGCAGUAACUGUGCGGAACACCUCCAAGUUUGUGGUCUCUGGGACGCCUACAUUUGUUCCGUACGAGCUGAAAGUCCAGGCCCUGAAUGACCACGGCGCAGGACCCGAGCCCGCCAUCGCCCACGGAUACUCAGGAGAAGACUUGCCAUUAGCUGCUCCAGACAAUGUUCACGUCCAGGUGGUCAGCAGCAGUCAGGCUGCAGUGCACUGGGACGUGGUGCCUUCAAGACUACUGCGUGGACAUCUCAAGGGCUACAGGGUGUACUACUGGAGAGAGCAGAGUCUCCACAAACACAGCCACCACCACACAGAGAAGCAGGUCCUGACGUUCAGUGGGAACCACACUCACGGUAAACUGCCCGGUCUGCACCCCUUCAGCCUGUAUGCCCUCCACAUCCGCGCAUUCAAUGGGAAAGGAGAGGGUCCACCCAGCGUCGUCAAGCAGUUUGAGACCCCUGAAGGAGUUCCUGAUGCACCUUCUUCUCUUGUCGUCACCGAUUCUAACGUAGACUCUCUGACCCUUGAGUGGAGUCCUCCUCACGGCCGCAAUGGGCACAUCACAGGCUACACUCUCAAGUAUCAACCUGUCAAUAACACCCAGCUGGGCCCGCUGGAGGAGCUGGCCUUACCUGCCAAUGAGACCUCCGUCACUUUGCUCAACCUCAAGUACAGCACGCGCUACAAGUUUUAUUUGAAUGCAAAAACAAUGGUGGGAGCAGGCCCUGCCAUCUCUCAGGAAGCAGUCACCAUCAUGGAUGAAGGGAACACCCAAACCUCUCAUCCCAAUGCACAACCGUAUCCACGCCAACCAACCCACCAGGCGCCCCCUGUGAGCGAGGAUUUUGGGAAUGUUAGCUCGACGGUUGUGGAUGAUGGGGUCCUGAUCAGUUGGGAGUACUCGGGCCCGGAGAAAGACCUAUAUGUAGAAUACAAAAUGAAAGACACCCAAGGUGAGGAGUGGCGCAGAGAGCUGGUGAAUGGCUCUCAGAACUUUGUGGUGAGGGGCUUAAAAGCUGGGGUCUCCUACUGGGUGCGUUUGGUGGCCAGCAGCGUGCCAGACCUGCCCCCUCAGCACUCCCAGGAGCUCUUGGUCUCCGUGCCAGCGGUGGUGAGUCGACAGGUGGAUAUUGCCACUCAGGGCUGGUUCAUCGGUCUCAUGUGUGCCAUCGCCCUCCUCAUUCUGAUCCUGCUCAUUAUCUGCUUCAUCCAGAGGAAUAAAGGAGGCAAAUACCCGGUGAAAGAAAAGGAGGAUGCACACACAGACCCAGAGUUCCAGCCCAUGAAAGAAGAGGACUGUACUUUUGGUGAAUACAGUGACAAUGAGGACCAUAAACCGCUAAAGGGGAGCCGCUCACCUUCUAACGGGACAGUUAAGAGAGAAGACAGUGAUGACAGUUUAGUAGACUACGGGGAAGGAGGAGACGGGCAGUUCAACGAGGACGGCUCCUUUAUCGGACAGUAUAGUGGAAAGAGCGGCAGCAGGGACAAUCCUGAGGGCCCCGAGAGUUCAGAGGCACCCUCCCCUGUUAAGGCCAUGAACUCAUUGAACUCUUUUGUGUAGUAGACUAUGCUCUACAAACAUGUUUCUAGUGGACUCUGCACUGACUGAUCAGGCUCACUGUCCCACAGCUGUCUGUUUUUGCAUGCACGCCAUCAGUGCCACACUUAAGUUUUUGCAUAAUUUAGGUAAAAUGAUUUGGAAAAAAAAAGUAGGUCUAAUGAUGCAUGGAUUAUUUGAUGCCACCUGAAUUCAAUAUCAAAUAAUGAAUCUAAACUUUCACCUACUUUCACAAUCUAUGGACUAUGCAGUGCUUGUCUGAACUAUAUUUGUUUUGAUUACAGAAAAAAAAUCAUUAUACUAUGUUUGAGUAGUAAUCAGAGUGUAACAUGUAUAUCCCCAUGUAUUUCACACUUGUACAGGCCUGUAUAUUUAAUAAUGUUUGUUAGUAUAAGUACAUGACGACGCUGAUCAUGUACAGUGUAAAUAUAUUUAAAUGCAUAUAUAUAAAUAUAUGAACUGCGUGACCAAGCGGAGCAGAACUCACCGCACCCCACAAGGGAUCACUUCUUCACACCUCCAUCUUUCUUCACUGUGCUAGAUUUGAGCGCGAUUCUCAUUGUUUUGACCUUGCUUUUGACCCGUCAGGCUCGAAGGAAGGCGGGUUCGGUAACACUGAGGUGGGACUGCAGGUCUCGAUUCGCCCUCUGCAGGUAGUGCCUUUUUCUGGACAUUCAAUGGGGAACAGUGGUUGGGACUGUGUAUUGAGCUCAUGUGACAAUAUACUCACAUCCCCAAAGUUUAAAAUUGAGCUGGAGAACAGGUCUGAAUUCUAUGGUGGAAUUUGCUGAUAGGUUUAUAGUUUUUUUUUCUUCUUAUGUUUAUUGUCUAUGUAAUAAUUGGGCCUAUCCUCAUGAAACAAAAAAUGACACAAAGUUCAACGUCUUCUGUGAAUUUACAUAAACAGAAGUGGAAUCAUUUUUCCACCAUGGUUUUGAAGGCGGCAAAGUUUUUUUAAACUCCGAAGACGUGAUUGAUAUGACUUUAAGCCAUAAUAUUAAUAUGUCAAAUUGGUGGAGCAGAUUCUGAAUAAAUAAUGAUAAGGUUCAACAUCUGUGGAUCUUUAAGUUUGGAUACUUCUUC